GUCCUGCUUUCAUAACAAUAACAAAGCACCAUGAAAGCUCGUGUACAAAAGAACUGCAAGAUAAAAAUCUAUUUUUAGUGACUCAACCUCAAGAAUACGGAAGCGAUGUAUCUUUAAGGGCGCUGUAGCCAUUUCGUUUCCAUUUCGUCAACAUGAGAUUCCACAUCUAGUCCGAGGAAAAGCUGUGAACCCGCACCUGCCCCAUCGCAAAGCAAAACAAAACCCGCCCCCCCCUCCACACACACACAAUGGCUGCCACCGAGCUGGUGUCCAUUUACUGUGACCUGAGCGAGGAAGGCAAGCUGUCGAUAGUGCACCCGGAAGGGUACGAGCCAGCCUGCGGCGUCAAACUGCGCGUCCUUGGCGAAACGCACAUCCUGCUCGACGCGAACGGGGUGCUGCUGCAGGGGGUGCACCGCGCCACGGACAAAACCGUCGAGCUGCGCUGCCUCGAGCGGGACGUGACCGACUUCGACACCGAGGGAAAUUGGAUAUUCUGCAUCAAGGCGGACAGCGGCACGGUGCAUCGCAGCCGGAACGGGUCGCUCGACGAGUGGACGCACCUGUUCCCCGAUCGCGAUGGGUUCGCGCGGGUGUGCUGCAACAACAACGGCAUCCUGCUGCUCGCAGGCGACGGCCGGCUGUACGUGCAGGGCGAUUUCGGAACCGUGUUCAACUGCGACCAGCUGACGGAGGUGCACGAGGUGAGGCAGGACUGCGUGCAGCAGCUGGCGGCGGGUAUCGAUUUCGCUAUCGUGUCGCUGCAAAGACGCACCAAGGUGUACAGUUCCAUCAAGAAGGAUAUAUUGUUCGAUCAGAGUGCACUGGAUGAGAAAAACUUUGCCGUGUACGGCGAUUGGCGCAACCUGUUCGAGCAUUUCAACAUUCAGCCGUACCGGCGCCGGGAUUCGUACGAAAUCUCCGCCACGCUGGAGGAGCUGUCGAUCUACGGCCACAUGCUGCACCAGACGGGUGUCGCUAGCUUCGGCAAGGUGAACAAAGGACAACUGGGUACGGGCGAUCACAUAAGGCGCGAUAAGAUUCAUCAGCUGAACGUAAACAACGUGGCAAAAAUUGCCUCCGGUUGUGACUACUCCUCCGCCCUCACCAUCGACGGUCAGCUGUUCUUCUGGGGCGACAUGAACAAAAACCAAGCCAUCAGCUGGAAGCUGGGCAAUGCGGGCAACACCAGCACGCCGACCGUGUGCAACCGCUUCAAGCACGUGCUGGACGUGUGCAGUGGCAACUUUCAAACCUACGUGCUAACGAACGAUCUCAAGCUGUACGAUAUUAAAGCUUCCUCCGAGGAGGCGUGGCUCAGCUACAAAGUGGCGGGUCCGGAGCUGCACCGAGGCCGCGAACCCGGCGAACACAUUCCGUUCCUGCUGGCGAGCGACAGUUUGCUGCUGGUCAACCAUCUGCCCGUCCGGCAGGAUGUGCUGAAGCUGUACAGCAAAGAGCAGGCGACACUGCAAGCGCUUUUAAAGCACGUCAAAGAGAUAAACGCAAAAAACGGUACGAAACCCCGAGGCACGGUAGUACAGGGGGAUGCGACCGUGUCGGCAAAGUAUUACUACCGGCUGUGCACUACACUGUUUUAUCUGCUGCUGCUCAGAAUGCAGUCCUUCCGCACAUUCCUGGUCAGUCAGGACACGAGCCGGCUGGUGUCGAUCGUCCUGCACGACGAGAUCUAUCUGCUGUACCAACGGCUCCUGCAGUGCUUUUGCGACAACGAGUGUCUCAGCCUAAUGACGGGCACGGAUCGGGAGAUUUUGCAAAUUUACCUCGACAACGUGCAGGUGCAGAUCGAUCUGGCGGAGCUGCUGAUCACAAACGAGGCGGAGAAAACGCUCGACGAAGCGACGGAAGCGGCCCUCCUUUCGAUCAAAUCCGAAUGGCUGCGGUUCCUGAACGAGGAGGUGAGCGAAAAGACGGGCAACGUGACGAAGCAAACCAAAGACUUCUGGCAGCGGGAAGAGAACGCCAAGUGGUUGCCGUUGCGCGACCCUCAGCGGCGCAUCAUACUCGACUCGAGCGACGUUCCGCUCAAGCUGCUGGACGUGAACAUAUUCUCCUCCUCGCCGCGUUUCGUGCUGUUUAGCGACGUGUUCUGCUAUCUGUCCGGCGUGCAGGUAGUGCAGUACCCGCUCAACCUGGUCUGGAUCACGACGGAGGUGAGCGAAUUGCACCGCAGCCGGUACAAGGAGAAGCACCGGUUCAUGAUCACGAUCGUGACGCCGGAGGAGACGCUCCGCUGCCACACGCUCAACGUGGCCGACAAGAUGCGCUGGCUGGGCGUGCUGAAGGCGCAGGUGUUGCAGUGCCUGGACAAGCAGGCGCACGACAAGCAGCCGCUCUAUCGGUGCGCGAAGUACACGUACAGCGAUCGGUACGAGCGGCUCGCCGGCGCACGGUACGAGGGCAUGUGGAUGAUCGGGCAGAUGGAUGGCAUCGGCACGCUGGCCAGUGCCGAUCGGUCGUACAGUGGGGAGUUCUAUCACGGCAGCAUUACGGGCUACGGGUGCAUGAACCGUACCGUGUUCGGAAUCUCGACCAUUUAUGAAGGUGAAUUCGUGAACGGCAAAUACGACGGGUACGGGCGGCUCAAAACGACAAGCAAUCGCUCCACGCACUACUUCCGCUACCAGGGCUACUUCAAGGCGGACAAGUACAACGGGUUCGGGACGCUCACGACCAGCGCCUACCAGUACAACGGGGACUUUGUGAACGAUCAAAAGGAGGGCUUCGGCGUGAUCGAGGACAGCCUGAACGGUGUCAAGUACAUCGGCAUGUUUAUGGGCGACAAGAAGCACGGCAACGGCAUACUGGUGACGACGAACGGCACGUACUAUGCGGGCUUCUUCGCCAACGACAUACUGACUCAUUCGGCGGGCGGGCUAGCCAUCUUUCCGAGCGGCAUCUACUACAGGGGCGAGCUGACGAUCGAGGGCCCGUUCGGGAAGGGCGUGUUUUACUAUCCCGAGCGCGAGAUCGAGGCGGACCAGUUUGAGCUGGACGACUCGAACACGAAGAUGGCGGGCCACACGAUGACGGGCAUGUUCGGCGGCACGUGGUCCGGCGUGAAGAUUAGCAGCGCGACGAUGGCGAUGGAACAGACCUUCAACAAGGUGCCGAUGCUGGAUCUUAAAAUCAACGCCGAGCGAAAGUGGUCCUCGAUCUUUGCCUGCUUUCACGAGACGCUGUUCGGGACGAGCGACAUCGUCGCGAUUCGCCGCAUGGACAUCAAGAAGGUGUGGAACCGGGUCGCCAUCUUUGUGAGCCGCGCGAAACGAAAAGAGCAGUUGAAAGCGAACAGCUUUGCCGUCGCCUCGUCGGGCGAGCUGGACGAUCGUGCUGCGGCCCUGAUCUGCCAGGCCGGCUAUCAGCUGCAACACGCAUCGACCGUUUCGUUACGCUCGAGCCUUUCCGAUUCGCGGCUGUCGCUGCAUAAUGGGGCGCAGGGCGCCUCGCCGGGCGGACCAUCGCCCCCGAUCGCGCCGGACGCCAUAUCGGUGCAAAGCUUCUCGUCCGUCGCGUCCCGUGGCGAGGAGGACGAGUUUAUGCUCAACCCCUCGGGGUACGGGGGGCGGGUGCGCAACUCGUCCCCGUUUCGUGAUCUCGACUUCAUUCCCAACUUCUGCAUUGCGGCGGUGGAUCGGGACGGGCUGGAGCUGCUGCGCAACUACCUCACCGAUGCGUUCCAGUGCGCUUACCAUCCGCUGCACGGGCUGUUCGAGAAGCUGUCGAACUGUUUCUACUCCACGUACAGCUGCUGGAAGUACACGCCGCACUCGAUCCUGUGCGAGCCGGCCAUGAACGAGUGGAUCUCGAUCGUGAGCCGGAUCUACACGCUGGUGCUGACGGUUAUGUUUCCCGCCCUGCCGAAGGAUUCCAUCAUGAUUGAAGACGAGCUCGUGUCCUACCAAAGCCUGCUGUACCCGAUACUCAUGACGCAGGGCAUAUACUCGGCCCUGUUCGUGCUGUACGCGAGCAAGUGCAGCAAGAACGAUGAAAUCUACCGCCAGCGGAUAUUAAUAUGCAUGAAAAAGACUGAUGAAAAUUUGAUUCAGCUGCUCGACAUCAAUCGCAAUCUAGUACCUAUUAUCAAGCACGAAAAGUAUCAGCAAGCAAUCGAAAGUUUGAACCGCUUCCGGGAGAAGUGUUGCCCGAGCGAGAUGAUCAAGCAUAUCAACGACGCGUUUACGCUGGUCGACCAGGCGUGCAAGGAGCAAGAAGUGCGGAUGGAUGUGGCGGCGGACAACCUGCUCGAGCUGAUCAUAUGGCUCAUCAUCAAGGCGGACCUGCCGCAGCUCGGCGCCGAAAUCAGCCUGCUCGAGGACCUGAUGCAGAACGACUACGGCGUGAGCUACCGGAACACGCAGAACGACUACUGUCUGAUCACGCUCAAGGCGUCCUAUCAGCACAUCAUUAGCAACAACUUCUUCGUGAACAAAACGUUCGAUCCGACCGGCACCGGAGCGUAAUCAGUCAGUAAAGCCGUCGUAGAAGUUUCGCAUUUCAAAACCCCGUGUUCGUAGCUUUACAGUCAGGCCCAGUGCCAGUUUGAGAGGGUGUUAGAAAGUGUAGUUCUGUUCUGUUAUUCCAAUUUCAAAAAUAUAUAUAUUUAAUUAGCAAACGGUCCUCACCUACGGACGGUAUCGUUUAAAAAAGCA
Anopheles merus is the source of this 4673-nucleotide messenger RNA. It is a transcript of the gene Als2, whose product is annotated as alsin homolog. Lineage: Eukaryota; Metazoa; Arthropoda; Insecta; Diptera; Culicidae. The coding region runs from base 249 to 4484 and encodes 1411 amino acids. The transcript is spliced from 7 exons. The record is from RefSeq and is a predicted model, not a curated record.